UUCAAGUCCGGAGACUUCCUCUUGGAGUACAGGGGGGAAAUAGUUAGGAGGAAAGAGGCAGAAGAGAGAGAGAACAAAUAUUUACCACAUCACGGAAGCUUUAUGUAUUUAUUCCCAUUGGAAAAACCUACUGGUUAGUUUUUUUUUAUCUCCAGCAUUACAAAACUGCAAGGGGGACAUUUGUACCAGCGAAAAAAGGAACUUAGUUACAUUAAAAGAGAAUAAUUAUUGUUUCCUAGGCACUGUAAAGAAGAAGGUAGUCACGUUAAUAUUGCUUGCAGUUAUUUCAAUUCAGAAAUCUAGACAAAUGGGUUAAAGGACUAAAGUCUAAGGACUGAUCGUGUGUAGUUACAUUUAUUUUUAUGGGAUCUAACAUUUGCUGAUCAUCAGAAAACUCCUAAUUUGUGAAAACAAGGCAAAAAAGUACAGUACAUUAACAUGUAACAUCAUCAAAAUAAUUAUCACUGUAUCACAAAAUUCCUUAAAAUUAAGUUGGCUCAAUAGGGGCUUUCAGGCUGAAAACCUCCCAAGUUUGAGGAUAAACUAAGUCGCCAUUAACAAAGAUUUACCACAAAAAAAAUUACCACUAACGCUGUAUAAGAUAAAGAUGAAACUUUGUUAUGAUCAGGGUUACAAUGACAUUGGAGUUGUUAUAGCAACUAAAUGAGGCCAUGACGUAUGUAAUUUGCAGCUGUAUUUCUGGCAAUGGGAACUGUUCAUCCAAAAUUGUUCACGGGAGCUUUUUCCUCCAAUAACUGAAUGAAGCUUAAGGUGAUUCCCUGAUCUUGCACUGCGCAUCGCUUACUGCACAUAACAAGAUGGCCUCCGUAAAAAAGAGCUUGUGAAGUAACAUUAUAAAAAUGAGGUUGACCGAAGAGAAACGCUAUUGCAAUUUUUGCUUGCGGUUGUUUCUUGCCGAGGUGAGACUCAAUGCGGUGGGAAUGUGCAUAACGUAAGCAGUACGCGUGUUGCUGAGUUCGACUUCCUCACCGAGAACCUCGAUAGUGAGUGUUUAAUUUGUGCUUAUUCACUUUGAUUUUCAUUUAAACACUUUCUUUAUCACAUUGUGUCCUAAAUGUGAUAUCUCGAUGUAAAUUCUGUAAAAACGGAUUUUUUAAUACUUUCUUCCCCCUUUCGCAUACAUUCUAUUUUGAAACUAGCCCCAUUCCUCUCUCAAAAAUCAAGGAAAAUGCAUUUGGUGCGCACUUUCUGCAGCUCUACCGCAAAAACGAGUACGGUGAUCCCCAUUUUUUAUUUCAUGAUUUUAAUAAGGACAGUGCUUCCUUUCGGUGAGGAAAAAAUUGGCACAAAUCUAUGUUCAGUUUUUUGGCAAUUUUACUAAAUUGUACGGAUUGAGCUAUCACGUGUCAAAUAGCGCGUGUCCAAUUUCAUUCCACUUUGGAGCGUAAAGUAAAAACAAGGGCAUUAAAAGGCAUUUUUCUAGUACGUAACAGGAUAAAAAAUACAUUAAGGGACCGGUAAAAAAGUAUAGGGGGGGUGGGCUGGAGCAUUUGGAAAUGUGGUUGAUAAAAAACACAUGACCCAUCCCCUCCCUUCGGCACAAAAAUGACUGACCCACCCCUAAAGCAAGGUUGGAAAUUGCAUAACCCACCCCCUAGUUAAAACACGGAUGUUUGGUUUCCUCUUAAUAAUCCAAUAAAACCUUGUUCUGUGCUUGACAAAAUUUGUUGAUACACUGCUACAACUAAUAUCAAAAUCACAGAAAUGAUACCUUUCACUGAAAAGACAAAUGUGAAAAACUGAACAUUUCUUGUUUCGAUGGACGUUAUCAGUCUUGACACAAAUAUACAGCAAACGAGGGUAUAUACUGAAAUUAUCUGUCACAAAGCAUAUGAAAAUUUCUACAAAGACAACCCAUUCCUACACAUUUACUUGCCGGAAAUGCUUUGAUUAAUCCUCAAAGAAAAUCUCUUCCACUUCAAUGGCAUGCACUACCUAAAAAACCAUGGAACCAGCCUCGUACCCAGGCCUGUUCGCGCUAUCCGAGUGAACAAAGGAGGCUUGGAACCGAGCGCGAUAGCGCGAGGCCUGGCAAAAAAUGGCAAAAAAGUCCCAGAUCAGCAAGAAAAAGUCCCAGAUAAUUUCUCGACGAAAAUCCUCUGUUUUCUGCGACAGUCAUGGAAUAUUUUGGACGUAUGAGAUUAAUACAUCUCUUCCGAGCAUCUGUGGACCGUUUUAUCGGAUAGCAACGAAGUGGGGCGGGCGUUUUUUCCCCAUAAACCCUGGUAAGUAAGCAGAUUAUUUCAUUAUUUACAGUCUAUAUCGGCCCAGUCCAGAUCUUGCUACACGAAGUUAGAAAAGAGUUCCUUUGGAGCUGGGCAUGGGACGAGUUUAUUAUCACUAUACACUGUAUCUACAGUAGUUCCAAGGCUUCAUUUUCAUUGAAGAUAAAAACAAAAUGGGCGUGGAUCUUUUAGUGUAUAGAGUUAGAGUGGGCUUAUUUUGCCUUUGUUACUCGACGAGGAUAAAAUCACAAUCUAGUGAACGGUUUCCCGGGAAAACCAGAAAAAUCCCUAGAUGCAUGUAAGUUUGUAUGAAAUAGUUUAUUUCAGAUUUAAGGCUAAUUUUGUUUUCUGUCAGACUUCGAGUAAAUUACACCUCUCGUUCGCCUUUCAAUAACCUACACUUAAUCUAUAUUUGUUAUAGCUUGGCUUGUAAUUGCAUCAUCCUGUUAAUAUGCUUGGUGUUAGCAGGAGAUAUUCACCCUAAUCCUGGUCCAAAUUCAGGUAGAGAAAAAUAUGCUUUACCUUGAUGUUAACCUUUUUUUUUUCAUUGCUUAGUUAAGAUAAUUAUAUUAUAUUAAUUUGCUGCUCUUGACUUUUAGAUUCUGAGUAUGAAUUGCUAACAGAUCCAUUGUGUAGUGGUCCAGGUUCCGUUAGUCUACAAGGUAUCAAUAUGCAUUAUUUGGUAUAUUUCCCUUAGUUGCAAAGUAAGCAUUCAAACGUGUCAUUUGCUGUCAAUUUAGGUGAAGCUUUGAGGAAGUCACAGGAUGUUUUUCGCUCCAUAAAGAAACAGAAGUAUUCGGGUUCCCCAUUUAAACAAGGUAUAACUCAGUUUUAAAUAUCAUUAAUUCUACAAGUAUAGUUGUGUCGUUCUCUUUGACAGUCACUUGCAUUCAUAAAAACCCUAACACAGCACAUUAAAUAUGUACGUUUGCAGAAGCCAUUAGCAGGUCUGAUCACUAGAAAUUUUUCCAGAUGAUUUACCUUUUAUUUACUUUUAAGCCCAUCCCAAGUGAAAUGAAAGCCAUGUAAACUAUUACAUACUUCUCCAAGCAUUGGUACAUUUAGUGGAUAAAUUUUAUCCUCUCCAAAAUUUGAAUUAUAUUAUUGUCUUGUUUGACUAUAUACUUACAGAGAUCUUAAAUAUGUAAGGUAACACAAAGUGAACGUGUAUUCACACAUGCCCAGCUUUUGCAUUACUAAAAAACUAGCAGAUAGAUAAUAUUUUGUCAUAUUACACUGUGAAUAAUAUCUAUUAUUUUAAAUUAAAUUAUUUUAGUGCAAACCUCUCCCAGAAAGGUUAUAUCAAGUGCUGCAAAAAGGCAGAUGAAAUUUUCUCCAAGUCCACUGAAAAAGACAUGCAAGAGGACAAAGUUUGAAAAAAAAGGAACAUUAGGUAUAGUAAAUCACUCAAGGUCUUGAUUUGUGUAAUUAAAUGAGAUCUAUAACAAACCGGGUGUAAAGACAUCCCAGUGUCAGUCGAUAGUGGUGGGGAGAGAACCCUCUUUUCAAUUUGUUUUACGUUAUUAAAUAGAUAUGAGGUAGUGUCCAUUAGGACAGCUGCACUACAAUGCACAGUUGAAAAUUUCAUCUAAAUGCAUUUGAAGUAAAAGAUACUUAACAGCCGUUCCAUGCUUUAUUAUCAACCUCUUACUGAAGACUAAGGACUUUUUUUUCCUUUUAACAGAAUCUCUUAGCAAAGUUGUUGACUUAUCAUUCACAUUUAAGGAAGGGUCUGCAAUGAAACAGGCUGAUGUUUUUAACAUCAUAAAAGACAAAUCUGGUCGUGUUUACUCCAGGAGAGAAAUUGAUCAUGUUAUCAAGUUACUGUUCCCUGGUGUGGUGAAGAAACCAAUGAAAAUUGCUAAAAAUGAACCGAACAAAGAUGGAGGACAAAAAGAUCAAAGACAGAAGCGGUAUCCUUUCGCUAGCAUUACAGCUCCAAGACCUUUUACUACUGUCACAGCACAUUGUGCUCCUUCAAGGAAAUAUAUUAACAAGUAAAUUAAGGCUAAAAUUAGGCCAAUUUUCAAUAUAGACAAUAUAGUAUUAUUGUGUAUACCCUUGUGACUCAACAGUAGUGAACCAAUAGCUGUGGCAAAGAUAAACAUUUUUAUUUAUAAUAAUAAUAAUAAUGCGCAUUACAUGAAAGUAAAUUAUCGACAUUAAUAAGUUAACCAAAAUAACUAAAAAUAUUAUAUUAAAAAAAAACAACAAUGGAUCUAUAAAAAUAUAAUAUAUACAUAAUCCUAAAAAAUCCUAAUAAAAAGCUAAUCUACAAAAAUGGGUCUUAAGUAAACCUUUCAACCUAUGAAAAUUGGGCUCAUUUCGUAUUUGUGAUGGUAACCCAUUCCGCAGUUUAGGCGCAGCAGCUAAAAAAGCAUGGUCACCCAAUGUCUUUUUAGUUAAAGUUUUUGGCGUUUGAAGCAUGAUUCCCAUUGCACACGAUCUUAAAUUGCAACUCUUUUCCUCCCUUUUGUUAAUGACUUCUUGUAGAUAUACCGGAGCUUGUCCAUGGGUCGCUUUAAAAGUAAUUAUAAUAAUCUUAAAAUGAAUCCUAAAUUCUACUGGAAGCCAAUGAAGCGUACACAGAAUUGGUGAGAUGUGAUAAAACCUAGGAAUCUUAAAAAUUAGUCUUGCUGCGGAAUUCUGGAGCCAUUGUAACUUUGCUAUUUGUUUAGCUGGUAACCCAUACAGAAUACUAUUACAAUAGUCAAUGUGCCCAAUUAUUAGGGCAUGAACAAGUGUCUGGGUUGCUUGAUUACUUAAAUACUUUCUUAUUCGUCUUACAUUUGUAAUGUAGUAAUAGGCUGCUUUACACAUGUUAUUGAUAUUAACUUGAAGACUCAUGUUUCUCUCAUCUCGCCGCUUUCCAGUCACAAGAAGUUUUACAAUUUCUGUUAUCAUUGGACAUUGCCUUUCAACAUCUGUUGCCAAAUCAUCAAAGUACAUUUCUCCAAUCAUUAGCUCCAGGUCAUCCUCAUCUUUUAAAUUACAUAUUCCAAUGUUUUGAAGCUGCUGUAAAGUAGUUAGCUCUUUUUGGAGUUUGAGUCUUUGUUCUUCCUUUACGCUACCCUUUACAGAAGCCAGAUCAUUUAAGGCACCACAUAUGACACGAGAUCUCUCUGCUUCAUUGCUAUUGUCUUUCAAAGCCUUUUCCAGCAACUCUAUUUUCUUCUCCGAAGAUAUAAGUUUCUUUUUUAGGACUUCAUUUUCGGAUGUAAGUAUCCCAAAACACUCUAUAUUUUUAUUUCAAAUCAAUUUAUUUCAAUAAAAUUGUUUUCCUUGACGAAUUAAUUUUUAUUAGGAUAUUUUAUGUCCAUAUGGAACAAAAGAAAGAAGAUACAUUGGAUACCCUGUUGAACAAAUUAUGUGACCAACUUGACAAGAGCAUUUGUUCUGAUGGAAAAAGCAACGUGGUUUCAAAUGUGAAAAAUUGCAUUGCAGAGUGUUUUGGGAUACUUACAUCCGAAAAUGAAGUCCUAAAAAAGAAACUUAUAUCUGCGGAGAAGAAAAUAGAGUUGCUGGAAAAGGCUUUGAAGGACAAUAGCAAUGAAGCAGAGAGAUCUCGUGUCAUAUGUGGUGCCUUAAAUGAUCUGGAUUCUGUAAGGGGUAGAGUCAGCUUAAAGGAAGAACAAAGACUCCAACUCCAAAAAGAGCUAACUACUUUACAGCAGCUUCAAAAAAUUGGAAUAUGUAAUUUAAAAGAUGAGGAUGACCUGGAGCUAAUGAUUGGAGAAAUGUACUUUGAUAAUUUGGCAACAGAUGUUGAAAGGCAAUGUCCAAUGAUAACAGAAAUUGUAAAACUUCUUGUUACUGGUAAGCGAGAUGAGAGAAACACUGGAAAAAAGGCACCAGAGUUUAAAUUCAAGUCAGCAGUGCAGGUGCUUCUUGCUCUUGAUGACAUAAGAUCACAGAAAACAAAAAGUGACUUUUCUACUUUGUUUGGCUUACUCUUGAUGUCCCAUGGUGCUGGAAAAACGAUGCUGGAUGCACUUGAACCAUUUGGAUUGUGCAAGUCCUACAACUUCUUGUAAGUACUACUUUACUUUAUCAUGUAUUUUCAAAAAUAAACGAUUUUUCUUGAAUUCAGGGACAUAUAUAAUAACAUGCAUGCCAUCAUUGUCUAAACUCAUUAACUGUAAUUUUAUAUCUAGUGAUUAAACAUUUUACAGCUAGACUGACAAACUAGUGUCCCUGGACCAGACUUACUUUAUAAGUAAACAAGUAAUUUAAUAAAAAAACUGAAAGAACAUGUCUUGUCUCCUAGCUUGAUCUAUAGAUUCUUCUUGCAUUUUUUACCCUUACAUGAACCCAAGAUUAACCCAAACAGGCUUUAAAUUUUAAAACUUACUGGAGAAAAAAGAAAUUGUUACUUAAUAAUAAAUUAAAUAGGCCAUUUCCAAAAACUCUCACUUUCAAAACAAGGCUAGGUGCAAAACCUUUCUUGUAAGAAAAAUUAUAAAUUAUAUUUACAUGAGAAUAAAAAAAAUAUUUCAUUUCAAUAGCUUUGUAGUACAUAGCCUUGCUUUAGGACAGAGGGUUGGAGUAACUUGAAAAUGGCCUAUUACUGCCUGUUUCAUUUAUUAAGGCUUCUUUUUUUAUUGCAGUCGUGGAUUGCUUGAUGCUCGCCUCAACAAUUAUGCUGAACUACUUAGAAAGAAAAUUCCUUUAGAGUGGCCAGUUAUGUUGAUCUUUGACAACAUUAACAUCUACAAGGGACAUUCACGUCACAUUAGAUUAAAGAAGAGUACAGCACCAUCCAUGUGGAACUUCACAGUAAGAGCAGUUUUGAAACCAAAUAUAUGUGGAAUGGAAUACCUUUGGAGAGACCCUGACACAGCAACCAAACCCCAAGGAAAGCUGAAAGAAGUUAAGAGCGAACAGCUGUUUAUUGGUUAGUAUAAUUAACAAUUAAUGAAUGGGGCUGAGUAUCUUAUGAAGAAUUAUUAUGGAGAUCACAGAGGGUGUUAUCCGUCGAUGCUGUAGGCCGGGAUGGAUAACACCCUACGAGAUCUCCAUAAUUCUUCAUAUGAUACAAAAGCCGAAUUCAAUAAUUGUUUUAUUAUUCAUUCGAAAUAAGUCCUACUUUAAAAACAUGGCUAAAACAUGGUAACCUCCAUCGAUCCAUCGAUGGUAAGUUCAUCUUCGAUAGUGCACGUUUAGGUUUGUCCUGCUCUGCAAAUAUUCUCCAAAUAGCAGAUGUUGUCUUUUUGCUGUUCUUGCCAUGUUUUUAGCUAUGCUUUCGCCUAGUUCUUACUCUUGAAACAAGUUUAAUGUCCACCAUUUUUCAAGUUCACAAUCAAAACAACUCAACCUCGUCCCCAGGUCUUCUCGGUUAACGGUGCCUUAACCUGCGAAAACGUUGCAUUUUUGACGUCAUUUCCUCAUUAAACACAAAAUUCUUCCAAAUUUGGUCAUCAGUAACUGGUUAUGGUGAAUUGAACAAGUGCUUUUAGCCAAUCAGAAUCGGGAAAAUAUUUUGAAUGAAUGAUAAUAAAUAUUAUUAAAAACUGAAUCAUUGGAUAAUGCAGUUCUAGAGCUUUGGUUGGCUUAGCCAUCAUGGUAUAUGAGCCAUUAUACCGUACUUUCCAAAUAUGGUAAUUGUAAGCAUCUGCUUAAAAGUAGAAACAAGCUGAAAAUGAUAAUCGGUUUUUAUUUUUUAAGAAAGUAAAGGAUUAAGUAGAAUAGUAGUUGCAUAUCAAGUUUUAGAAUUAUAAUGAUGAACCUUAAAGUUAUUGCUGCAUUUUUAGUGUGAUCAAUUUUUUUUCAUUGUAGAGUCAUCACCAGAAGUUGAAAAGGGAUACUCAAAUGAGGUAGAUACCUUACUGCUGAAAGUAUUGGACUUUGGUCUAAACACCGUUUCAGUAAAGAGAAAGGAACUGCUUAAAAUGGCUGAGACAGACUUAAUGGAUACUCUGAAAAGUGAUACAUUCCUCUCAAAAUCAAAGGGAAAAUACUUAAUCAAUGUUCCUGUAGCAAAGGCAGAAGAGGACACCCCAACUGCGUCAAAUGUUAUGAUUUUGCCUUUCUCAUUGGCAGAUGAAGCAUUCACCUGUGGUGAAGCAGUGAUUUACCGUGAGUAUGCAAGUGAGCUAGGCCUAGGCAUUAAGAAAAGUGAUGACUACAUACCCUUUCAUCUUUCAAAUAAGAAGUACGAUGUUGCCUCUGCCAGAGAACGAUACAAGGUCUAUAGAGAACUAGACAUUCACUUUGAACAUUUAGAAUCAAUGAGAAAGGCUUUUGCAGACCAUGAAGUACAAUAUAGUGAAACUGAACCGGUAAUUAUUACCCCAGACCAUUUAACUGCAAGUAAUUUCAAGACAGUUAUGAAACAAAAAUCACACAAAAUGGCUGAGAUCAUCAAAGAAUUAGUAACAGGGAUUGAAGGCAUGCCCUUAAAGGAAGCUAUUGAUUUCAUUAAAUCAAAAAGUGGAAUAUGGUAUGGCUUCAAGGAUGACUGUCUCUCAACUGUGUUGCAUGUUGCUGUUGAAAGAAACCUGGGAACAUUGGUUGAAUGUCUACUGGCAUGUGGUGCAGAGGUGAAUAGUAGAGAAGGGUGUGGAGUUACACCCUUACAUUUGGCAGUUUUUCACGGGCAUAUUGAAGUAGUGAGGACUUUACUUCGAUAUGAUGCAAAACCUUCAGGAACAUUUCCUGGAAAUAUACCAUCACCUUUACAAGCUGCCCUACAACAAGACACGCCUUGGGAAAUUGUCAAGCUUCUACAAGACAAGUCAACCGAAAUUAAGUCGCAAACUGCACUUCUUGCCCAUGAAAUCCUUACAGGAACUGAAGGCAUGAAUGCUGAUACAAAUAAUACAUUAAAUCACAACUCUGUAAUUGGCAACCCCAAUCAAGAAACUAAUCACAGUGUCCGCAAUUUGGUGGGUGCAAGAGACAGAGUUAUUGCUGUGGGAGAUGUGAAAACCACAACAACAACGCGUGGCCUUAGAAAUAGAUGUCCUGAUGAGUUUGGAAGUUUCAGUGAGACACCCGGAGACUUCCACACUAUCGGUUAUUGCAUGGAAAUUAUCUCACGUCUAUAUGGAUCAGGUGGUUUCUUUUAUGUUAUUAGACAUAUCUUGAACAGGAGCAAGAUAACAACAGAGGCGUUUGAUAAAAUCUUCAAAGAGGAACACUAUGAACGAUGCUUUGAAUCACUAAACGAUUUUUUCUGGGGUCUUGCAUUGGCCAUGGUACAGUCAUUUGAGGAUUCUGUGUAUUUUCCUAAUAGCGACAUAGCAAGGCAAAGGAUCGGUAAAGAAAGGGAAGAUUUCAGUACACGAUUGCUGAACAGAUUUAAAGACUGGGCCUCUGAAAAUAGUAAAAAUGAUAAGACAUUUCAGUUUUUUUCUGAAUUUGUCCUAGAAUUUGGUCCCCUUUUGCUUAUUUAUCAAAGUGCCAUACGUAAUGGGCAGGGAAUUGUGCGAGAGGCUUGUUGGAUGAAAUUGUUACCCCUUUUCACGGUACUAAAUAAGAAGAAUUACAGAGACGAGGCCUUUGUUCAUGUACUCAAUUUCACUUGCAACUGGCCAAUUGCUCUUAGGAAACUUCUAAGAAGAAAUUGUUCAAUCAAGCUUAAAAGAUCACAUCAUAAUUUGGCUCUUGAUGAGUUUGUGGAGACAAUGCUAGUAAGACCCCUUAAAGUGUAUGCCAGAAAACAAACAACGGUAUCAAUGUUACAAAAGAUUAACAUGAACUUAGAGUUACUACAACAUGUACAGAGAGUGUUCAAGAAAUCAUUUGAUAUUCACCCCACAAGCAAACAUACAAAGCAAGACUCCACUCCUGACAUAGUAAAGGUCGCCUGGUUUGCAACUACACAGAAAUGGUUUGAAGAUAAAGGAAGAGACAACAUUUACAGCUACCCUUAUGGAAACAAAGUUCUGCCAAAGCACAAAGAACCAAUUCCAAAGAAACUUUUGGACCCAAUUAAGAGGGGAAAGGAAAUGAUCGUGAAAAGUUUUACUGAAAUGAGAUGUCGUCUUUUUCCUAACUCAGACUACAUAUCUUUGUAAAUAUCACGGACUGUAGGAUGUCUAAUUUUUGGUAGGUCUGUGGAUAAAAAAGCGGAAGAAAUAUGCUUGCUUCGCAUCUUGCAUAGAUUUUUGCAAGCAUGUUAUUCUCGUACAAAUUUCUGCCAUUGAUCAAAGGCUACUAUCAAAUCUACGUUCAUUUAACAUGUUAAAAUAAGUUGGGUUAUAAGCAUGUCUACAUACAGUUUAAACAAAAAGGGUUAACUUAGUAAUUAACAGGCACAAAUUCAAGUGAGCUAUGUGAUACAUGAAACGUCAUUCCAGGGAAUUUUCACUAAAAAGUAAAAUGCCCCUUCAUCAAUGCAUAGAACACCGCUGCCUUCGAUGUUUUUGUUUCAGUAUAACCUAUUUUUCAUUGAAAAUGGUUCUAAAUAAACACCCCGUUUAAGGCUACUGUGUAUUUGGGCGGUUUUCUGGUAAAUGAUAGGAUACAAAGAGGCAGCACUGUCAGACGACCAGGCUUAAACCUAUAACAAAUCUUUUUAGGGUUAAGAGUGACAUUGCCCCUCAACUUUUUCCCUCGCCAUCCCUCAGCCGUACUUUGCUUGCCUUUCUUUUCUUUUGCUGUGUAUGAAGUAAGUUUGCAAAAACGUGUAAGAUGGUUGGAAGAAAGUGCAGAUGGGUAAUGGAACAAGGUUCGUGGAAAAGUCAACAACUUACUUACACUGAUGUAGUUUUUAAUUCACCCAGGUCUCUGUAUAAAAGUUAGAUGCUUUUUCUAUAUGUAAGAAUACAGGAACCAUUCAAGCAAUCUGCAAACUUUGUUCCCAGUGUUAGGUAAACCGCGUUUUUGUUCCGUGCUGUUUCUUCUGGGGGAAUUUCUCGGAGAACAUCAGAAGCAACUAAAACACGAAGUAAAUACUCCCCUUCAUCAGUUGUUGUCUUCAAACAGCCAUACUCUUGUAGCCUCUGGUGCUCCUCCUUCACUUUCUUCCCUGUCAAUAUCCGGGCAAAGUAAGUUAGUGGAUAUUUAGCUCUUCCUGGGCAAUCUGAAACUCUCUGUACACAUGUUAUUGCAUUUCUUGCAAACUCCCCAACAUUUUUUGUAAGGUACCUUUUUUCUGAUGAGCAUACGUCACACUUACUCUGGCAAUCACAUUGCUCCUUGAAGUAUUCCAGCAUUACUUUCCUCCGACAAUCGCCUCUUUGAAAGCAGUAGUACAUGACCUUCUGAAAACUGGCAAGUCUCUGAGUGGCAUAAGCUCGAUUAACAUUCAUCUUUCCAAAUAUAUUUCUUACGUGGAAAACUUGAUUAUGCGGAACAAAAUAAACAACAGAUUUGGAAGGUUGCCGAUCUCUCCCUGCUCUACCAGAUUCCUGGUAGAAGUCCUCCAUAGACUGUGGUAUAUCAUAAUGAACUACAAGGCGCACAUCUUUCUUGUCAAUGCCCAUGCCAAAUGCACAAGUACAUACGAGACAUUGUAAAUCAUUUUUCAUCCAUAAGGUUUGUCUGUGUUUUCGAAUGCCAUCUUCCAUGCCCCCAUGGUAACACUUGCUCUUUAUUCCUUUGGCCUCAAGCUUUGGGGAAAGAUCUUCACAUUCUUUUCUUGUCGAACAGAAGACUAAAGAGCUACCUUCAGCUUUUACUAGGGCUGCCAAAUCAUCCACCGAGUUGGCAUUCUUUUGUCUCACUUCAUAAAAGAUGUUCUCCCUGUCCAUUGGUGACAAAACUAACUGUGUGUUCCUAGCUCCUAACAUAGAAAUAAUAUCAUCCCUAGUGACCUUGCUAGCUGUAGCAGUCAACAUCAGAAGGGAAACGUUUGGAAAGCUCUUUCUCAGCUCUGACAAUUUCACGUACGAAUCUCUGAACUCAUGUCCCCACAGGCUUACACAAUGCGCCUCAUCAACAACAAAGAGACUAAGUUUGUUCCUUGAGUAAAGGGUGGUCAGAAUAUUGAAGAAUGUUUUGUCCUUCUCAAUGAUCUCUGGAAGUACAUAGAGAAUUUUAAAUGGACAAACUUGUUGUUUAAGGCACAUGUAAAUUCCUUGCCUUUCCGAUUCAGACAAAUCGCCAUGUAAGGCUGACGCACCAAUGUUGUGAGUCAUACACACCUUCAACUGAUCAUCUAUAAGUGAUUUCAAGGGUGACACAACUAUUGUCAUACCAUGAAAUUUAUGAGCAGGAAGCAUGUAAAUAAGUGAUUUCCCUCCCCCUGUUGGAAGGGUGACAAAGCAGUCUCUACCUUGAAGUAGAUAAGUUAUUGCUUCUCUUUGCUCAGUUCGGAGUUCAGUGUAACCCCAUUCCUUCUCUAAAAUUACCUCAAGCUGUUCAAUGAUGGAGUCAAUAUCACAUGUAUCAUGCUGUGAUGUCAGUGUGUUUGACAAAUGUAGUCCUUCUAAAUCAGGUAAGACUGAAGUUGUAUAUGUGGAUACAUUAUUUAGAGAACUUGAUGUAACUUCCUCCACAGGUUCAACAGUGGAUCUUAGACAUUCAAUUUCUGGUAAGUCACGACCAGAAGGUGACUUCACUUUCCAAGCUUGAUACACUUUGGUUGUAUUACUGGAUGACACAGUAAUAUUCUGGUACCGUUCACUUGAGAAGUUUGUUAAUUUUUCCCCAGCCAGCAACACAAAUGCCACCUUCAGGGCAGCAUUGAAGAAAGAAAUGUCUCUAAAUGUCACAUUUCCCAAUGAGUAUUUUACUGCAAACAACUGCCCACCAAUCUAAAUAGAUAAAGAACAAAUUCAAAACAAUUUAAGACAACUACAUGUACAACAGUCAUUGCAAGGGAUAACAUACAUGGGGAGUGAAGCUUAUGCAAAAAUGUGAAGUGACGUCUUUAUUUAAAGAGGAUAAACACUUGAUAGUUAUUAUCUAAAAAUUAAUGAUAAACUUUUGGCCCUCUAUAAACAUAAAAUCAAUAAAAUCAUAAAAUCAUUCUACAAUGUCAUUAUAAAAAGAUCAAAAUUUUCAUACACAAAAUCUGUAAUAGACACAAUUAAAAACAAGCCAAAAAAGAAUUUAAAAACUAUCUACAGUCUCAAUUUAAAAAUUGUAACUAUUUAAAAUCAAUAUUAAUUAUUUAAAACAAGUAAAAGUAAAAUAAAAAUAUACUUAGUGUACUAUUUUACGGACUUAAUAUAAAAGGCUACUUAACCAUUUUUCAUAGCGAUGUUCAGAAUUACCUGUUGCUCUUUGCUUAGUAAUUUAAGUCAUAAACAAUUAAUUUCUUUUUAAAAAAUUUAACAUUUUUAACUUUCUUAACAUCAGCAGAUAGUUUGUUCCAAUGUAAAAUCCUCCUCACGCUAAAAGUGUGGCAUCCUACUGUAUUUUUCUUUAAAAAGGACAAUGAGAUUAAGAUUUGAAAAACAAAUGGAUAUGUUAUGAACCUGAGAAGUUGUCUUUAAUAUAGAAUUAAUGCAAUCUGGAGUUGUACCGUCUAGUCUCUUAUCAGCUUUAGAACAUCUGCUUAUAUAUGCCACCAUAACAAUUGGAAUCCAGUUCAUUAAACAUAAAUAAUAUGCAUGUUGUUCUUUCAGUGUCUAAUAUAACGUGUACAGCUAUCUUCUGUGUCCAUAAGACUGUUUCUAGCAAUUCCUUACUGCAAGAUGAUCACACUGGACUGAGGUGCAACAUAACUGGCUUAUAACAGCGAGAUAUAAAAUUAAUUUCAUCUUACCACUUUACUUGAGUUGAGGAGCACUUUGAGAAAGGCAGCAUUCUCAUUCCUUAUCCUCCUCUCCUCUCUUACUUCAUCCAUAUUGACCUCACAUCUAUGGGUUCUACUGUAAUGGGUACCAAUGUCCACGAACCAUUCUUUUGUAUGUUGGCAUGUUGGGUGAGGACAGGGGAAUUUGUUUUCUUGUAGUGCUGCAAAAAAUUUAAAUCAAAUAUUAAAAGUUACUAAUGUGUAAAAUGAUUCGGGCUAAAACGAAGAGGCAUAGUGGAUAACAGAAAUUUGAGAUUGAGAUGAACCAUCAUCAUAACCCAUCAGACCUUCCUGUGUUUAAAAUUCUUACAAAAUUUUGGGGUAUCUGAUAACAAUAGGCCUUUUGAAAUUGUUGGUCACAUGAUCAACUUUCUUUAAACCAAAAACUAGUUCGCUUUCAGAAAAAAAUGUUUGCAGGAACUGAAAGAGCAUAUUUGUUAACCUGCAAAUUUUCAGCCCUGUAUCUCAAAAGUAGCAAUUAUUGCAAUGGCUUCCAAAAAGUUGAAGGAUUAGUAUGGAAAAAUGAACUCUUGUCAUCGAGUCACAUGUGGUUCUCCAUGCAAAGCCUUGUAAAUUUUCUAAAUUUCAAACCAUCUAGAAAUCUUAAAUUCCUUAAGCAUUACAAGGUACAGAUUUUCUUUUAUACAUAACAGACAAUUUGAGCCUGUCAUGUGUAAGGAAAAGAAGAUUUUAUCUUUAAAAUUUAUCUUAAUGUUAACAGUACCUGAUAAGUAUAUCAUAUUUCUAGAGAGUAGUGGAACAAAAUGAUUAGGAACAAAAUCCCUCAAAUUUUCCACGGGUCCCACUCUGCUCCACAGUACAGCCAGGGGGGGUUUCUCCUCAAAGACACGUGGUGUUAUUGUAAUAUGAAAAUACUGUCGUACCUGUAAGAUUUAAAUAACCUUAACAUAACAUUCAGAAUGAAAAAAGUACAUUUGGAAGAAUCACAUAUUUACAUACCAAUGUAAAGCUAUCAAACCACUAGCGAGAAACAAUAAGUAUGUCUCUGACGUUCUGUCUUAUAACCUAAGAAACUCAGCUGUUAACUUAUAUAAUAUUAUUCUUAAACCUAAGUAAGAGAUAGGAAAACAUAGCCUUCACCACAGAGGAUCUGUCCUCUGGAAGAACAUCCCAAGAGAGGCAAAAGAAAAGACCAUUUCAAAUCAUUCCUCAUAGACAAACAUGCUCUUUAGUUGCAAAGUCAUAGAGUUUUUAGUGUGUUAAAUUUAGAACUUAGUAUUUAAGUAUGUAAUAAGUUUAUUGUAACUGUUUGCUUUUAAAGAUCAUGCAAAACAUUCUAAUCAUCUUUUGUAAGAAUAGUACCAAACACUCAUGUAAUAUUCUUGUUAAACUUGUUGUUUCUGAAAGGCCACUGCUAUGCAAGUGAUCCCAUGGUUAAAUAAGAUAGUAGUACUAGUAGCAAGAAAUCCAUUUAAGACACAGAGGACUGUAGAUAAUUCCAACCUUUGCCUUUGUACCUUGGGAUAGCCAAUCUGACUUACUUGUUGUCAGACAAAGAUAGAAUUACAAAGAUAGCUUGGCUGGACAUAUACAUAUACAUUGGUGGAAGGCAAGUUUGAUAUGGAUUUCAAUUUUACUCGUGAUCAAAAAAUUUAAAAUUAAAUUUACCUUUGGUGUCGUUUCAGGAUAAACGCUCCUGAUCUUCCUCCUUAAAACAGCCCCUAAAGCUUGGAUCUGGAACAUUGACGCGUACUCAAAAAGCUGACAGGUCUUCAUUACCUCCGUCUUGUAAAUUUCGUGGACAAAAUCAGCAUCUACGAGUCCACUAUCAUUUCCUUCGACACCUAGAAGUCUCUCUUGUGCUGCGAUUCGCUCAACGAGUUCUUCGUCAGCUAAAUAAUAUGUUGAGUGAAGGGCUAGCUCGAUUACACAUCUUGCACGGAGCUCAACGUGCUUUAACUCAUUCCCAGCAACCAACAAAGAAAAGGAUCUAUAAAGGCAGCUUCCAUCACCAGUUGAAUUCAACGGAACGUACUCCUCGAGCUCCUGAGAUGGGACGAUUUGUUGAGCAUAAAAAUCCACGUUUAUUUCAUCAACCAUAGAUUCCUUGAACGAAAAUUCUCCAACAACUUUACGGAUUUCAUAGCAAACGUUAACUAAACUAUCCCAACCUGUUUCCGUUGCUUUUUGCAUUUCUUCAAGAAUUUGGCUAAAACCGUGACUCGGCGGCGCCAUUUUGGAUUUGCCAUUAUUUGCCAGGCGUCCUGGGCGAAUUUUCCCGACAAGCUUGACAGGUGACGUCACAUCCGAAAUCGCCGAGGACGACUGGGAACGAGGCUGCCAUGGAACUGCAAUGGGCACAAAGACAGCAGUUUUGAUUCCUUUACCAAUAUUUUCAUGACAUAUAUUGAAACAACAACUCUGAGCAGAACUGUCUCUACAACAACAGUUUGGAAAUGCUACAUACACAAUAUCUUUUCCCUAUGGGACAAGAGUAAACCAGACAUCGAAGCGUUCAUUCAUUGAACAAGCAAACUUACAUCACCCAACUAUUGAAUUCACAGCCGAAACAUUUGACACUGAGAUUGCGUUUUUAGACAUGGUUGUAUACAAAGGCACAAGAUCCAAGGAAAAAUCUAUCCUUGAUGCACAGACACAUUUUAAACAAACGGAAACCUUCUUGCACACAUAUUUCACCUCGUGUCACCCUCCAAAUGUUAAAAAAGGAUUUGUCAAAGGAGAAGCCUUGAGAAUCCUACGAAAAAACUCCUCAGAAACAACCUUUAAGGAAAAUAAUUCAAAUUAAAAAAAAAAAACGCUUGAUGGACGGAGGCUACCCACAAUCUUUGAUAGAAAACCUACUAUCAGAAAUAAAAUUCACAAAAGUGAGUCUAAACGCCUAAAACAAAACAACAAUGAGGAAAAAGAACCAACUAUGACUUCAAUAAAUUUUUAAAGAACCACCAAUCAUUUCCUUACAAAACAGGAAAAUCAUUAAAGGACAUGCUCGUUAGAGCCAAAAAAAAAAGGUUAACCGAGGGUUCCACGUCGGUAUAGAUGUGCGGCCUGUCACCCUUUGUAUUUUCUCGCACAACAGGUUUGUAAGUAUUUUAGCAAUAAUUCCAGCUGGCUGUGUUUUAUAUAACACUGUCUCGUUAGUAGUUAGUGCCUAUCUAUGUAAUAAAAUAGGGUGACCCACCCCCUAAGGGUAGCUCAAAAUUACACGACCCACCCCUUGCACAAGGCUCAAAACCUCAUGACCCACCCCCUCUUUGCUCCGGCCCACCUCCCCCCCAAUACUUUUUGACCAGUCCCUAAAGUCAAAUUCUGUGCGAUACCACAUGCAUCAUUGAAAAAAUCUUUCCUUUUUGUCUAGUUUUGGGCUGAGCGCGGUUUUUGUCCAAGGGUCCAAAAUAGCCGUAUUUGUCAGCAUUGUGACGUCAAAACGAGCACGGUGACCCCCACUUUUUAUUACCUUUUUAUCAUCUUCUUCACUUUUCACAUCAGUGUACCAAGUUUCAUCUACAAUCUAUGUUAGAUUCUUUUUCUAGGGAAUCACCUUAAGCAAAAUCUAUGAGAGCGUUAUCAAGAUGGAAUGAAGUUUUGUGGUUAGAAAUGUAUGUUAAAAACUGGACAAUCUCGACGUUCAGCUGUUAUCUGUAGAAAACAAAGUGCUUUUGAAAUGCAAUUUCACCUCAUAGUAGUUUCAACCUUUUUAAAAGCUUGUGUGAAAGAUCAUGGAGAUAGCUCUAGGCGAUUGCUAGAAAGAAAGAUUUGAUAAGUAUGUCAUCGAGGCGCUCCUGUCAGCAGUGUUGUAGAGUGUUUGGUCUACUUUAACCAUGUUAACAAACCAGCAAAUUAUUUUGAAACUGUAUAUAGAUUUUUUUUUUAAAAUUUGAGAUUCUCAAGACCAAUCAUCAUUUUAUAUGACCUUUGAGUUUGAAGAUUAUUGAUAUAUUUAAAGGCAGUAAAAAAAGCGCUACAAUUCACCAUUUUAACUCAUUAUUCAGGGGUAUUGUCUCCAUUGGUGGAAAAAGCUCCUGUGGACCAUUUUGGAUGAACAGUUCUCAAACUCAUUAAUAAUUCAUGACGUUAUAAGCCAACCAGAGUGCCCUAUUCGGGUCAGGUGGGUGACUUUGAAACUCAAUGAAACAACAGUUGAAAAUCAUUAGUGUUUCAUCGUGUUUUCAUCACUAGUGGUAAAAUUGUCCUUAAUCUGCAUAUUCAUAGAUUACUCAAACACAGCUUAACAUAAAUCAUUAAUUUUUAAUAAAUGGCCAGGAAAGACAUUUCAAAUUACAACCUGACUGGCUCUUUUUCUUUUUGUUUCGCUUUCAAACCAAUGCCAGCUCGAGUCCCAUCCUUCAUGUCUGCGUCCAAUAUUCGUCUGAAGAUAACAAAUCUAACGACGAAAAGAGAAAAAUUCGAUGCAAUUUCCUAAAGUUUUAAAAUAUCAAAUGGCACCCCUCUCCAAUAACGCCAAUUCACGCACCUUUUGUCUGAAGAGUCCAAGGGAUUGAACUCGAUGGCUAAGUUCUUUUCUACCAAGAAUUGGCGAAUGCCGCAGACAAUCUGGUACAAUGUUUCCGGAGGGUAUUGAUCUUUUGACCACUUUGCCACCUCUUGAACAAAUUUGGAUAACCAAUAGUUGAGCAUCAAUGCAUCCACCUCUGUUGUGGGCCGAGUAAGCGGCUGAACUUUGUCCAAUUCAUACUCUUUAAAAACUCCACCAAUUUCGACUAUUGGAAACUUUACACUUCGCACUUGUUGCCAAUCCUCAAAAAUGCCUACUGCCCACUUAUUUUUUUAUAUCUGGUAGACUUCGGUACUGCUCUCUCUACGCAAAGUUCUUCUUCCUCAAUUGUUUUCGGGAAGCAAAACCUUCCUUUGGCCAUGGCAAAAACAGUAUGUAAAUCACUUCAAGUUCAUAACGCUUUUGGAAUACAAAUUUGGUGCAACGCGAAACUAUUGGGCAAUUAAAAACAAACACUCAAAAAUACAAUGAAUGCCAACUGAAUACAACAAAUCACAGGUACAAGGCAUUUUAAAGACAAAAGGGAAAAAUACAACACUGCAUAAUUUUGUAUUGUUUCUUUGGAGAAGUCAUUUAAAAAACUUGCGCUUUGGGUUUCCUCAGUUUUCCAAACGCUCGAAAACAAUAAAAUGUUUCAAAUGUUUUCUCGUGUUUGGAAAGCUGAUGCUGAUGCUGAUGAAACCCUCGCACUCGUUUUUGAAAUAGUACUUCCCAGUGCCAAGAAAUACAGCUGCAAGUAAAAUAGGUAAUGGCAUCAUUUUGUUGCUAUGACAACUCCAAUGUCAUUUUAUAUUGUAACCCUGAUCAUUACAAAUUUUCAUCUUUAUCUAAUACAGCUGUAGUGAUAAUUUUUCCCAAUCUUUGUUAAUAGUGAAAUAGUGUAUGCUCAAACUUAGGAGGUAUUGACCCUGAAAAACCCCAUCGAACCACCUUAAGCUUUUGUGGACAUUAAGCUGCAUGGUUUAAGUAAGCCCACCAAAAAAUAUCUCAAGCGUGGAAAGAUGUCACAUAUUGGUCGCUAGGCUGCCAAAAAAUGGGUCUUCAAAAGCAGUUUAAUAUAUUUUCAGAGAAAAAAGAUGCGUUUCUUAUAAUCAGAGGAACACUCAUGGAGACUGAAAGUUUGGUCAGAAUGUUAAAACAUGAAUAAACAAAGGUGCAGUUCAUUAUGAAACCACUUUCUCCUUUAAGUUUGCAAAAAGGUUAUGUUUCUGUGAAGAAAUCUGCAGACCAAAACCUUGCUGUUCUACUAAUACCUAGUUACAGUCGAGGAAGAUCAAACGUACCCCCUAAGAUUCUUUUUAUGAAUUGAUUAUACGGAAAAUAAAUCUGUUAGUUGUUCCCGUAACUGGUGUCAAAUUCAAAUUGGCAUUCCUGCAUGUGUAAUGAGCAAUGAAUAUUUUACGAGCACUUCUCUGUAUUUGGUCUGAUUGAAAAUCUUUGAAUGGAUUAAAUUUCUUAGAAGACAUUUACAUCACAUUCACUGAAACUGAGCUGGUAUAAAUUUCGUAACUGCUUUGCGUGUGAAUUCCCGGCUCAUUACUCAUGCAAGAAUGCAGAGAUAAAUCUGAAGUCUACAACUACCAACAGAUUCAACUUUCAAAUAAUAAAUUCACUAAUGGAAUCUUGGGGGUACGCUUGACCUAGCAUGACUCUAAGUGUUGUUAAUGUCCUUACGAUAUUUUAGUAAUGAUGCAACAUUCUUAGAAGGUUUGGGUCGUCUUGUGAAUAAUGAAAGAGCCACUAAAAGUAACUGCCACAUGAAAAAAAUUGCCCAUAACAACAAGGUCAACUUUUGUCUAUUUGCAAAGAAAGAUAUACCGGCAAAUACUGAGUUACAAUAUGACUAUGGUGUGAGUGACCUUCCAUGGCGCAAA
Messenger RNA from Porites evermanni, 20301 nucleotides. Lineage: Eukaryota; Metazoa; Cnidaria; Anthozoa; Scleractinia; Poritidae. The record is from the annotation of a GenBank genome assembly.